This is a messenger RNA of Helobdella robusta, 1997 nucleotides long. RefSeq lists its product as hypothetical. Gene Ontology annotation, molecular function: GTP binding; GTPase activity. Gene Ontology annotation, cellular component: Golgi apparatus. The record is from RefSeq and is a predicted model, not a curated record. The coding region runs from base 169 to 807 and encodes 212 amino acids. The transcript is spliced from 9 exons. NCBI's taxonomy places the organism in Eukaryota, Metazoa, Annelida, Clitellata, Rhynchobdellida, Glossiphoniidae.
AUUUCCGACUGUGACAAGACGAAAUAAUUAUAAUAUUAAAAUUUGCUUUUUCUUCAUCUUUUUCCCAUUUCGUCUGUUCAUUUUAUUCCUUUUUUCAAUUUAUUUUUAUUCUAUUUCCAUAUUUUGCCGUUUCAUAAAAGAAAAUUUAAUAGUAGUGCAAGUUUGAAAAUGUCUUACGCCUAUCUUUUCAAAUACAUUAUUAUCGGAGAUACUGGUGUUGGAAAAUCUUGUCUGCUUCUGCAGUUCACAGACAAACGCUUUCAGCCUGUCCAUGAUCUGACAAUAGGUGUUGAAUUUGGAGCUAGAAUGAUAGGGAUUGAUGGCAAACAAAUCAAACUUCAAAUCUGGGAUACAGCGGGUCAGGAAUCAUUCAGAUCGAUAACAAGAUCUUAUUAUAGAGGUGCCGCCGGGGCAUUGCUUGUUUAUGACAUCACAAGACGUGAUACAUUCAACCAUUUGACAACAUGGCUGGAAGAUGCAAGACAACAUUCAAGCUCCAAUAUGGUCAUCAUGCUCAUUGGAAAUAAAAGUGAUCUGGAGGCGAGACGUGACGUGAAGAAAGAAGAGGGCGAGGCAUUUGCCAGGGAGCACGGCCUCAUUUUUAUGGAAACAUCUGCCAAAACUGCUGCCAACGUUGAGGAGGCGUUUAUAAACACAGCAAAAGAGAUCUACCAGAAGAUCCAAGAGGGUGUCUUUGACAUCAACAAUGAGGCCAAUGGAAUAAAGAUAGGACCACAGCACUUUCAGGCAAACGCCAAUCAAGGUGUUGGGGGCGGAGGUUCUGGCCAAUCAGGUGGCUGUUGUUAGCCAAUGACAAAAUGUGAAUAUUUAUUUGCCAAAUCAAUUAUUUUUGGUUGGUUGAUUGAUUGUUAACCAAUUGCAACGUUGUUUUCAAAAUAUAAAUGUUCAUUGGCUAACAUGAAGAUAUCUUUUUAAAUAUUUUUUUGGUGAGUUAAUUUGAACUAAUACUUUUCAUUCGUGUUUUAAAUGUUAAUAUUGACACUUUAAAGCAACGUUUAACAAUCAUUACGUUUAAUAUUAUUUUUAUAAUUUAUUUGUUACUAUUAUUAAUAUUUCAACUUUUGUUUCAGUCAUUUUAAUAUGUUAAUGUAUGAGGUAAGUAUUAAAGUACUAGUAACAUUUAUUUAUCUAUCUUAAAUGCAACAUUAUGGUUCUGUAUAAUAUAAAUUUCUCUUAAACGCUUAGCUAAAAUAUUUUAAUUAAUUGUAUAUAUAGUUGACUUAUUUCGUUCUUAAAUAAUUUUUUUAAAUCUUACAUUCAUUCACCCAUUCUUUUCUCUCUCUUUCUUUCAUUUACGUUUAUUGAGUCAUGACUUUGUUUAUCAAUGUUUGCUUAAGUAAUACAAAAGCCACUUCGAGAUUGUAUGUUGCUAUAUACAUUAAUAUGAUUGUAUGUGAUAAAUAUAUAAAUUAAUAAAUAUAUUAUUUUCAGUCAUCAGUUAUGUUCGUUUUCUUAUAUAUUGUUUUUAUUGAUAUUAUUACUGUUAUAAUUUUUGGUUGCAGCUGGUGACUGGUACUCAUUCAUAUUUAUUAUAUUUCAGAUUAAUAUUGUUAAUUAUAUUCUAUAAAUGCACAACAAACGAAUUAUCACUUACUAUAUUCAGAUUAAUUCAUUUUAUUCUUACAUGAAUGUUUAUUUAUUUCUUUAUUUAUGUAAAUUCUUUAAAAAUUUUAAGCACAAUUUUUGGAUCUGAAGAUUUUUAUCAUAGAAUGUCUACCUUAUUAGUGAUUAAUGGCUCAGUUCUUGUUACUACUUGAUUGAGGCUGCGUUGUGGGCUAUGACGUGCAUUUAAUCACGAAAUUUUAUGCAUAAUUUGUUCUUAAGACAUCAAUUUUUGAUUUAGUUAUGUCACUUUAUUGAUGAAAUGAAUUUUUCUUAACCCAGACUCUACCUAUAAUUAUCUAAUAAUUAUUUGGUGUGUGUCUGUUUAUUUGAAUUAACUUUUAGACGAUUUAAAUUUUAUGCUUAAAAAGCUG